GGGCUGCAGGCAGCAGUGGCGGCCGCCGGGGACCGCAAGGGCCGGAAGAAGGGAGGAGGCCGGCCCCGGCACACGGAGGAGCCGCCGAGCAUGCCCCGAGACAACAUGGCCUCCCUGAUCCAGCGGAUCGCCCGCCAGGCGUGCCUCACCUUCCGGGGCGGCGGGGGCGGCCGCGGCGCUUCCGACCGCGGCGCGACUGCUGGCCCCGAGGCGCCGGUGCCGCCCGGCUUCCCCGAGAACCUGAGCAAGCUGAAGAGCCUGCUGACCCAGGUCCGCGCCGAGGACCUCAACAUCGCCCCGCGCAAGGCCCCGCCGCAGCCGCUGCCGCCCAGCCUGCCGCCGGUCACCUACAUGCACAUCUACGAGACGCACGGCUUCAGCCUCGGCGUGUUCCUGCUCAAGAGCGGCACGUCCAUCCCGCUGCACGACCACCCGGGCAUGCACGGCAUGCUCAAGGUGCUCUACGGCACCGUCCGCAUCAGCUGCCUGGACAAGCUGGAGGCGGGCGGAGCGCAGCGCCCGCGGGCCCCGCCGCCCGAGCAGCAGUUCGAGCCGCCGCUGCAGCCGCGCGAGCGGGAGGCCGUGCGGCCCGGCAUCCUGCGCUCGCGGGCCGUGUACACCGAGGCCAGCGGCCCCUGCGUUCUCACCCCGCACCGGGACAACCUGCACCAGAUCGACGCUGUGGACGGGCCCGCCGCCUUCCUGGACAUCUUGGCCCCGCCCUACGACCCCGACGACGGCCGGGACUGCCACUAUUACCGGGUGCUGGAGCCUGUCAGGCCCAAGGAGGCCUCUGGCUCGGCCUGUGACCUGCCCCGAGAGGUGUGGCUCCUAGAGACCCCGCAGGCCGAUGACUUCUGGUGCGAGGGGGAGCCCUAUCCGGGUCCCAGGGUCUUCCCUUGAAGCCACGGGCGCUCGCUGUGGGCCGAAGACGUGCCCUGUGCCGAUCGGGGCCUGGCUGCUCGCUCCCCACCCACCACAAGGGCUCGGUCUCUCCGCACGCUCCCUCGCUGUCUGACCCCUGGCCUGGGCGUUGGAUCUACCAGAGUGACCGUCAGCAGCGUCCUCGGCAGUCGAGCGGGCUACUGGACAGCAGCCAUCGGGCACGGUUAAGGGGGCGGGGUGGGCGGGAGGCUAGGUUGUUUCCUGGUACUUUCACUGCCACCAGAGCUUUGAUUGCGGGAGUGGGGCAGGGGAUUCUGAAGCGCUUCCAUCCUAAAGCCAUAAUAAGAAUAUUCUUCCUGUUACCCGUUCGAUACAAAAUACACUAGUUUUGUACCCCAACCCCACUUGGUGCAUACGGUUUGUUUUCCACUCCUGCCCUCAUGACCUUUUGCUCUUCACAGUUAACUUAUUGACUGCAUGACCAAGUAGUUUGAAUUGGUUUUAGUUCAAGACAUUGGUUAAAACUACAUUUUCAAGAGAUGCACAACUUUUAAAGUGAGCUGUCGGGCAGCAGGUGCCCUGUGAAAAUUAAAUCAUCUUCUUAGCGUUCUGGGAUCACUCUCAAAACAUAACUAUGCAUGUGGAGGAUAAGAUUUAUUUUCUUUGCUCACUAACCACAUCUGGUUUACUCAGGCAGCCUCUACUAAAAAAUUCAGCACCUGCGUAUCUCAGUGAGAGCUGGUUCCUUAGAGUUUAUCUUCCCCGUGGAUCUCCACAUCUGUGAGUUGAGCAGAUUUUUUGUUGUAGAUUCGCCUUUAAUACAAAAACUAUAUUCUCCUCAAGUGACUGUUUUCUUAAUGUACCUUUUAAGAGGCGAUAGGGUAAUUCUGUGUUUUCUGACCAGAAUCAGAGGAGUCCAAUCUGUUCUGCUUCCAAACAACUGAAUGUAGAACACCCCUAGACAGCUGAUGAAUUCCAUGUUCCUAUUGACUUCCAAUAUCUUCCUAUAAAAGUAGAGGAAAACAGUACGUUGGUGACUGUGUCACAUUCUCCCAGGAACCAGAGGGCUGUGGUUUCUGCUGUUGCUCAUGGUGUUAUCCCUCGCCUUCAAAUGGUAGAGCAAGCACUUGCUUGGUCUGAUGUGUUUUGUAGGAAGAGGUAGAAGGCAGGGAUGGUCUAGGCUGGAGAGUUGGAAAUUAAAUGUACUUCUAGCCAUUUUAGCACACCAAAACUCGGGAUGAAACACUUCCCACUUCCAGCUCCUGAAAUAACAGUUAUCUGUAGAUUUAUUUGUCCCUUUAAUAAGCUGAGCAACUGUACCUUGUUUACAAAUGUAUUGGCACCAUUUGCUUCAGGCGUGGAGCACUGUUUCCCCCUUUUUACUAUUUAUAGUAUUACGUUUUUUCAGGAAGCUUUUCAUAAAAACAAGCAGCAGAGAUAAACACAUUGAGAUUUGCUGGGCUAUUGUCUAAGCCCUUUUGAUGGACUUGCACAUGUGGCAGUAGACUUUUGUCUGUAAUAAAGGAAAAUUUACUAUUAUUGUGGAAACUGUUUACUGCCCUUGAGGGAAACUAUUCCACUUGCCUCUAACAACACUAGGUUACAGAGACCCAGGGUGAAGGAGUGUUUCUUCCCAGUUCUUAAUAUGGAAAAGCAAAUUCUUUUUAAUAAAAGACACUUAUUCCAUGUGACAUGGCACUAGAAACCUGUUGGAAAACCUGACGUGGGCAUAAUACCAAGCAUUUCCUCCAGGGUUGCAAAAAUUAUUACUGUAGCUUCACAUUGUGGUGUGAUUUCAAAUGCCUUGGGGGCAGUAUGAAGCAGCUCUUCAUGCCACACAGUUUGAAAACAUUCUAGAUAUGCAAAUAAUUUUCUUAGAAAACUUCACAAAAUAAAAUGUUUGUGUUUUUUAUACUACAGUAAUGAAUGUGUGUAGUUAUCAGUGGGUCAUACACCUUUUAAAAUUGUAACAAAAAAUUAAUUUACAAAGACUGUUGAUAGUAUUAUGUAUGUCACAGUUAAUUCUGGAGUAUGUUAAACUAACCCUACAGAAACAUCCUGGAAAUAUGGCAGUAAUGAAGGAAGAAUUAUUGUGAAAGACUUCACUAUCCAAAAAAAGUGGUGAAAGUUCUCAGUUAUAAGCAAUUUGGAAGGAAAAAAUCGAGGUGCUUUUCAGAAGAGUGACUGAAGUUGUUCA
Chinchilla lanigera (long-tailed chinchilla) is the source of this 3082-nucleotide messenger RNA. RefSeq names its product 2-aminoethanethiol (cysteamine) dioxygenase (gene Ado). Lineage: Eukaryota; Metazoa; Chordata; Mammalia; Rodentia; Chinchillidae. The record is from RefSeq and is a predicted model, not a curated record. Gene Ontology annotation, cellular component: mitochondrion. The transcript has a single exon. Gene Ontology annotation, molecular function: oxidoreductase activity, acting on single donors with incorporation of molecular oxygen, incorporation of two atoms of oxygen. Bases 91 to 903 code for a protein of 270 amino acids.